AUGGAGGCGAGUCGAGUUCAUCGCCCGGGGUAUGAAACUCCCACCAAACCACGUAAACAGCUUCUAGAUAAGCCUAGAUUGCAAAAGUACGAGCAACUACCAUCAUCAAAACGACAGAGGCCGGCAACAACCAACGCUAAACCCAAAGCUUUGAUUGAUUUGACUGGCGACACCGCCGACGAGGACGAUGUUGUCGUCACCAAAGCCAAAAAGAAGAAGAAGGCUCCGUCGGAAAGUUCAACAAGUGAACGGCGCGCAAGGAGGUUUCGGAAUCAUCCGCCACAGUCGUAUCUCGAGAAGCUCGACCGUGCAAGGACUCAAAAGAUGUUUGUGCUCCGUCGUACUCGCGGAGGCACGGCAGAUGUCCCCGAAGAAAGCGUCGAUAUGGUUGGGACCACUGGAAAUUUGUACACUGUCACCAUUUCCUCUAAGCCGAGCUGCUCCUGUCCCGAUGCGAAAAAGGGGAAUCAAUGCAAACACGUCGUCUAUGUUCUUGUUAACGUGCUGAAAGCCCGAGAGGAUCUACAAUAUCAACUAGCUUUUCUCUCUUCGGAACUGCAGGAAAUUUUUGAAAAUGCACCCCCUAUCAAACCCGCCGGCACUGGUUCUGCCGAUACAGACGACCCAGGAAACCGCAAACCAAUCGAGGGCGACUGUCCAAUCUGCUUUAUGGAGUUUGACGCACAGAAUGAGCAGAUUGUCUGGUGCAAGGCAGCCUGUGGGAACAACAUACACAAGACUUGCUUUAGCCAAUGGGCUGCCACUUCUGGCAAGAGAAAAGUGCAGUGUGUCUACUGCCGCUCUGAAUGGCUGACUGAAGCGGGCGACUUCAACGCCGAGUCUCUCCUACAAACCGAGCGCACUGUCGGCGAAGACGGCUAUGUCAAUGUGGCCGCAGAGGUUGGCUUGUCUGGUGAACGGGAUUAUUCGUCCUAUCAUCAGUUCUGGGUUAAUCGUCAUUUGGGCCGUGGUCGGUACGGUUCGAGAUAUUAUCCCUACUAA
This is a messenger RNA of Talaromyces rugulosus, 1002 nucleotides long. RefSeq lists its product as uncharacterized. Gene Ontology annotation, molecular function: ubiquitin protein ligase activity; zinc ion binding. Bases 1 to 1002 code for a protein of 333 amino acids. The transcript is spliced from 5 exons. The record is from RefSeq and is a predicted model, not a curated record. Lineage: Eukaryota; Fungi; Ascomycota; Eurotiomycetes; Eurotiales; Trichocomaceae.